AUGAAGGCUGAGGGUUUUGUGGUUGACAACUUGGGGUGUUACGGGAAGUCUAUUAUACUGGUGUUGUGGGGUUUUUGGCUUCUAACUGGAUUUGUGUUAUCGAUUGGUGAAGUUUUUCAAAAAGGGACGAUUGUCGAGGAAAUGGUGUUUGAUCCGAAUAACCAAACAAAACUGACCUAUUUUGGAGCCUUUUCUAUUAACAGGACGUAUCAAGCCGUGAUCAGUGGGAAGAACACAUCUGAAAUAGAAGAAAUGAUGAAUUCGGGAAGAGAGGUGAGUGAUGUUAUUAAUGGCAUUCACCACAACAUGUUUGGCGAGGUGAAAACGUUUUCCGAUUAUGAGACGGGACUGAGUGUGUAUAACCAAUUUCAAGCGACAUCAUUAAAGCCGUUUGUGAAAAAAGAUGAGCGAGUUAUUGGGAUGAGAGAUAUUACGGUGAGCGGGAUUGGGUAUUUCUGGUGGGGAAGUAACACGUCCGAGAAUUUUAAAAAGGCAACACCAACGAACUUGACGUAUACAACCAAAUGUUCGUUCCAAGCUUGCGAGUGUGCGGAAUUUGAUUUUGUGUCGAUUCAAAGUGUGAAACAAGAGUCUUAUGUAUUUUUAUUUGGAUUAGAUCCCACGAUGUAUAGUUUCUUGAUAUUCCAUUCGAAGAGAGGAAAGCCUGAAUACUCCUUUUUUAAAAUUACAUUCUCUUUGGCACUUAGUGUAGUCUCUAUUGUAUUUCUUAUUGUGUAUCUUGGAUUGUAUUUACUUAAAGCAUUGUUAACAAAAGCCGAUAAUAUAGGGAAGAGUGUGUACUUAAAUUACAUCACUUUUGUCAUGUUGAUUGCACUUCCUGUUUUUAAUAACCCGAUAGUAGUGGGGAGGUACUUCUAUAAUGCAGAUUGGAUGAUAUAUGUGAACGACUGGCUCUUUUCUGUGUUUGAAGUUGCAUUAGUAGCGUAUAUCUACACACAUAUAAGUGUGACUCGAUUGAAAGUAUUCGAAGAGAAAUUUGAUGUUAUUUCGACUCUCACGUUUUGUGGUGGGAUAGUAAUGUAUCUCACAUUCUAUUCCUUGUAUUUUGUAAUGUAUUCAUUACCGACAAAUAAUUCACCGUUUGCAGUUAUAACAGACUCAAUGUCGAUUGGGCUGCUCUUUGAAGGGCUUUCCUCGUUCAUCCUCUUUUUGUUGUAUGGGUGGGUGUUUGUUUUGUUACUCUUUUUAUAUUCACAAGUCCAUCCCCCAUUAUACAAAGAACGCGUUGUUUGGUUCAGUACAUUCACGGCUAUAUUACUCGUAGUCGUCGUUCUUCAUUUUCUCUUCUUUCAAGACGUCAACCCAAACACUCCAAUGACAAAACUCUGCUUACAAUUAAUUAGUAAUUUAUACAUAUUCACUAUCGCUUAUAUGUUCUUCCCAUCCCCACGAAAUAACACUGACGCUUAUGGCGUUGAUGUAUAUGUUGGAGAGUAUAUACCCUUUUCUUUAAACUAG
This is a messenger RNA of Entamoeba invadens IP1, 1479 nucleotides long. RefSeq lists its product as hypothetical. The transcript is spliced from 4 exons. Gene Ontology annotation, molecular function: toxic substance binding. NCBI's taxonomy places the organism in Eukaryota, Evosea, Mastigamoebida, Endamoebidae. The record is from RefSeq and is a predicted model, not a curated record. The coding region runs from base 1 to 1479 and encodes 492 amino acids.